This is a messenger RNA of Rhinocladiella mackenziei CBS 650.93, 1929 nucleotides long. RefSeq lists its product as uncharacterized. The record is from RefSeq and is a predicted model, not a curated record. Bases 1 to 1929 code for a protein of 642 amino acids. NCBI's taxonomy places the organism in Eukaryota, Fungi, Ascomycota, Eurotiomycetes, Chaetothyriales, Herpotrichiellaceae. The transcript has 2 exons.
AUGUCUAGGUUGUACGAGAUUUGUUUGCGUGGAGAUGCUGACUCCAGCUCCUUGAUCAGUGGAUCAGCGCUGCAAAGAGAACUCCAACCAAAGGUCGUCGGAAUACUCGAGCUCUCUCCGUCACUGCCUGUCACUCUCAAGUCUCGUCUUCAUCUCCGGAAAAUGUACAUGUCGGAAACGAUGCCGUGGCUUCCUCAUAUUCGGAACCUGCGUCUCAGCCUCCUUAUGGGCGCAAUCGGUAAGCGGAUCCGAACCAUUUCGAGUCUAACAUCACUAAACCCGAGACACAGACGCCAAUCAUCCGAAUCAUAUGCCAUUGCGACCAACUCCACCCCCUCGACCUCAAUACAAACGCCCAUUGAAUCGGUCACGACGGGGUUAGGUGAUUGGCUCGAACUAAUCUUUGAAAGCUGUUUUGAAAUGAUCUUUGGCUUCUGGAUGGGCCGACAUUGUUGUCCGUUUGUUGUGGAUCCGAAAUGCGAUAUCAUCUUUCGGCCGACUCGACUAUUCAGUGAACUCGAUGCGUACAUCGGCGAAGAUUGGGAAGCACGAAAUCUUGACCGUGCGGUCUCAUUACCGGGCCACAGGCAAGAGAGAGAUCGCCAAAUUGAUCGGUCUCUCCGACAUGCAAUACGAUCGUUUGCGGCUCGGUGGCUGCAUCUCAUCCCGUCUACGGACCGCGUGGGUCCCGCGCAUGACGAUAUCGUCAGGGACAUAUGGCGAACGUCGCGGCGGGAUAUGCUGAGGGUGGUCAACCGCGUAUCGUAUCGUUCCGUCCUUACAUUGUUCCUCUUUGGGUUGACUCCCAUUCCGACCGGAAUUUCGGAAGAGGAAGAAAUGGAUGGACUGACAGGCCAAAUAUGCGUUCAAACGGCACUACAACAGGUGCAGAGACUGCGUGAACGACAACGAAAUUGCCAGUUCAACGGUGCCAAAGUAUCACCGGGACCAGACGCCCUUGAAAGCCCAGCGCCUCCGUCCAAGCUCACUCACAGCUAUUUGAGCUCGGAAAGCCGGGCAUACUGGGCAGCCUUGACUUUUGACACCUCAGCGUCCCUGACUCUGAAUUUCCGGUCCUCUCUCUCGUCUGGCCUCCACGGCGUGAGUUCGGAAUCGCCCUGGCGUGUUCUCAAGAUGGGUGCGGGGUCAUUUCAUACCCGGACCGAAGACCUACGACGGAAUCCGUUCGACAUCUCGGAUGAUAUAGCGGCCGAGGUCAUUGCGGCCGCCGCAGCAUGCAAGUUGUAUGUCUGGAAAAUGAUUGCCGUCUUGAAAGAAGCACUGAGGGAGGGAGACGAAGAAGAAAAAGUCGCCCAAGCCUGGUCAGCAUUCAUCGAGGCUGUGGGAAUAUUCAAGGUUAGCUUUCGUCCGCUCCUGAAUGGUUGUGAACGGAGACUUCCUUUCCUCGGCCAAGUGGAAAGAUUGAACUGGUACGAACUCAUGCUACAUUAUUACCUGGGCAUCCUCAUCUUGGUUGAUGCGGUGGAAGCCGCUGAGCGAAGCGAUCUGUUGGCACAGCUUGCCGAUACCAGAAUUGACGCUGAGCAUGAAGUUUUUAACGCAUUGAAGUUUGGACUCGAAAGCACUUACACCAUCCACGGACCGCCGGGCUCGAACUCAGAUACCAUUCCCGACGCGUCGGUCUCUGCAUCCUUUGUCGCCAUUGACCCAUAUCCACAUCAUGUGGUUGCUUGUGUACAGUUGAUGAACAAGGUGGUAAGCAGGGAGUACAAGAAAGGCAAAAUCAAGCCCGAGGCCCACCAAUACCUGAAAUCAACACUUCUCAAGGCCCUGGAACAGUUGCCUCAAACCUCCAAGUCAGUACGAGCGGCUCGGCACUACCUGCAUGCCUCACUUACCGAAUUGGAACCGAUUCCUGAGAAACAGGUGACGACCGACAAUGUCCAAUGGCCACCAUCAGUUUAUUGA